AUGCAACUCAUCGCUGCUCUCGCGGCCUUGGGCGCCCUGGUGGCCCCGGCUGUUGCCUACCCAAGAGCUCCCAUGAAUGAGACUCUCCUCGACGUCCAGCUUACCGCCACUGGAAACUCCAUGGUCAAAGCCACCAUCACAAACGUCGGUGAUAGCGCGUUGAACCUCCUGAACUUGAACACCAUCAUGGACCAGAACCCAACCCGCAAGGUCAUGGUCCACAAGAACGGUGCUGAGGUUCAAUUCACCGGAAUGAUGCCACAUUACCUCAUGUCCGGCCUUACUGAGGAGUUUUUUACCACCCUUGCCCCCAAGGCUAGCGUUGAGCACUCCUUCGAUCUUGCUGCCACCCACGACCUCAGUGCCGGUGGAAAGUACCUCAUUACGGCUAGCGGCGCUAUCCCCGUUGCUGAAGAACAUAGCACUACCCUUACCUCUAUGGCUCUGUACGAGUCCAACGAGCUCUACAUGAACAUUGAUGGCAAGCAGGCCGCCGCCGUCGAGCAGGCCAUGAACUUCACCCCCGAGAUGCAGUCUAUUCACUCUAGAGCCCUAGAGAAACGCACCAAGAUUGUCGCAGGCUCAUGCAAGGGUAACCAACUCCGUAGCACCCAGGUCGCUCUUCAGAACUCCGCCCGCCUCGCACAGGCAGCCUCCAAAGCCGCUCAGGGAAACGCCAAGAAAUUCCAGGAGUACUUCCGCACCAACGAUGGCGCCGCUAAGCAGAAGGUCAUUGCCCGCCUCAACUCAGUGGCCCGCGAGUCUAGCUCUACCAACGCUGGUGGUACCACAUACUACUGCUCCGACACCAUGAACGGAUGCAAGCCACGGACUCUUGCUUAUACCCUCCCCUCCCGUAACUUGGUUGUUAACUGCCCAAUCUACUACAACCUACCACCACUCACGAAGCAGUGCCAUGCUCAGGACCAGGCUACGACGACUCUCCAUGAGUUCACCCACAACCCGGCCGUUGCUAGCCCUCAUUGUCAGGAUUACGCAUAUGGUUAUCAGCAGUGUACUGGCCUUUCCGCUGAUAAGGCUGUUCAAAACGCCGACAACUACGCCCUCUUUGCCAACGCUAUCUACGUCGGUUGCUAA
This is a messenger RNA of Arthroderma uncinatum, 1098 nucleotides long. RefSeq names its product Deuterolysin. The transcript has 3 exons. Gene Ontology annotation, biological process: proteolysis. Lineage: Eukaryota; Fungi; Ascomycota; Eurotiomycetes; Onygenales; Arthrodermataceae. The coding region runs from base 1 to 1098 and encodes 365 amino acids. Gene Ontology annotation, molecular function: metalloendopeptidase activity. The record is from RefSeq and is a predicted model, not a curated record.